Chionomys nivalis (European snow vole) is the source of this 4807-nucleotide messenger RNA. RefSeq names its product F-box protein 46 (gene Fbxo46). The coding region runs from base 529 to 2340 and encodes 603 amino acids. The record is from RefSeq and is a predicted model, not a curated record. NCBI's taxonomy places the organism in Eukaryota, Metazoa, Chordata, Mammalia, Rodentia, Cricetidae. Gene Ontology annotation, molecular function: protein binding. The transcript has 2 exons.
UGGUGUGGUAGCUGAACCUCAGAGGGAGAGAGGAGAGCUGACACGCAGGCCAAAAGCAGGAGGGGGGAGGGGCGUGGGUAAGCAGCUUGUAGACCCUGAGGCCUCCAGUGAGCUACUCACAGAUCCAGGAUAGCUACAAGAAGAGAUCCCAGUCACAGGCUGGAAGGGAGAGAGCCUCUCAUCUGCCCAGCCCACUGCCAUCGAGCAGUGACGGGGACAGGUGUUAGAAGCAGGAUGGUGAGGAAGAGGUCAAGGAUAGCCUGGGAAGGCCCCUGAGGGGGGGGGAUGGGAUUUUUCAGGGUAGCUGGUUGGAGUGGCCAGCUAUUCAGAUGUCUCCAGGAGUAGACACGUAAAAGCUGGCCAGCAAUCAGGCUGUCCACUCAUCCAGACAAUGCAUUGCACAUGGUAACCUGGGCGGUCAGUGAAAUGCACAGCUGCAGUCAACCACCCUGAGGUGGCAUGUGGAGCUCCCUACUACCAACGUCCUGAGAUUGAGUGACUACCUGCUAUUUGCCAUCAUCUCCCAGCAUGGACAGGGGCAGCCUCCUGCCCUUCCAGCUCUGGUGCCCACGGCCCUUUGGCACAUAUUCCCAGAACCAGCCACGCCCACCUUCCACAGCCCUCAAGCCGCCAGCCUGCUCUGACACAAGCAGUGGAACUGAGCCUGACCACGGACCUGCACACUCAGAGAACACACCACCUACCUUGGCUGCAGAAGCCCCCACCUCCCAGCAUGCUCCACUUCUCUCUUCAACAGCUGCUGGCGAUGAGGGUCGAGUCCUGCUGGACACGUGGUAUGUAAUCAAGCCUGGAAACACAAAGGAAAAGGUGGCCUUCUUUGUGGCCCACCAGUGUGGUGGAGGUAGCCGGGCUAGCUCUAUGAAGGUCAAAGGGCACUGGGGCAGUGAUAGUUCCAAAGCCAAGAGGAGGAGGCGCUGCCUUGAGCCCACCAAGGCUCCUCCAGACCCAGGGGGCAGAAGAGGAGCCCCUGCCACUGAGGGGGCCCCCACGACAUCCGGAGAUGAUGUAGACCUGCUCUCCGUAGCGGAAAUGGUGGCCCUGGUCGAACAGAGAGCUGCCUUGGCCCUACAGAGUUACCCACGCCCCACCACCCCAGCUCCGGUGGUCUUUGUGUCAGCUGAGCAGGGGGGACCAGCCAAGGGGUUAGGGUCAGAAAGACGAUCUGGUGGUGGUGACUGUAGCCGAGUUGCUGAGGCAGUGGCCCACUUUGAGGCCCAGCGGGACAGCCCUCCAACCAAGGGUCUCCGCAAGGAGGAGCGGCCAGGUCCUGGGCCUGGUGAGGUGCGGAUCGCUUUCCGCAUCUCCAAUGGCCGAGAGCCCUGUUCGCCAGAUGGCAAUGUACCUACUUGGAGUGGAGGCCAGCCUGGUAGUCCCUACCCUGGUAGUCCUGGUCCUGGGGCUCGAGCCAAAGACAAAAUCACCUGUGACUUGUACCAGCUUAUCAGCCCCUCCAGGGAUGCCCUUCCCAGCAACAUGGAGUUCCUCCUGGCCAGGGCAGACGAAGCCAGUGAAGGUGAGACACCAACCCCGGCCAGGCCUGAGGAUACCCCCCCAGCCCCUCCUCCACCCCCUGCCAGGGACUGUGGAGCAUCAGGGUUCCAUGUGGAUGUGGUAGUGACAGGUGUGGUGGAUGAGUGCAUCUUCUUUGGCAAAGAUGGCACCAAGAACGUAAAGGAAGAGACUGUCUGCCUGACAGUGAGCCCUGAGGAGCCACCCCCACCUGGCCAGCUCUUUUUCCUCCAGUCCCGGGGUCCAGAAGGGCCGCCUGAGCCUCCCCCAGCUGAUACACCAAGCACAGUGCCAGGUCCCGACGAUUCAGAGGGCACAACGGACACUUCCCUGUGCCGCCUGUACCGGCACGUGUCGCAUGACUUCCUGGAGAUUCGCUUCAAGAUCCAGCGACUUCUGGAGCCACGGCAGUACAUGCUGCUGCUGCCUGAGCAUGUGCUAGUCAAAAUCUUCAGCUUCCUGCCCACCCGAGCCCUGGCAGCCCUUAAGUGUACCUGCCACCACUUCAAGGGCAUCAUCGAGGCUUUUGGUGUGCGUGCCACGGACUCACGCUGGAACCGGGACCCACUCUAUCGUGAUGACCCUUGUAAGCAGUGCCGCAAGAGAUAUGAGAAGGGCGACGUGUCACUCUGCCGCUGGCACCCCAAACCCUACCACCAUGACCUGCCUUACGGACGUUCCUACUGGAUGUGCUGCCGCAGAGCCGAUCGCGAGACACCAGGCUGUCGCUUGGGCCUGCACGACAACAACUGGGUGCUGCCGUGCAGUGGAGUGGGAGGGGGCCGAGCUGGCCGGGAAGAGGGAAGGUGAAGCCUGGGGAGGAGGGGACACCUGCUAUACCUAACCCCUUCCCGCUUUGCUGGGAGCUGGGGACCAGGACGGAGUCACCAGCCAACACGUACCAGUCCAUCCAGUGUUGAUCUCCUGCUAGAACUGGGACCAGGUUUGGGGGUCAGUGGGUAAAUACCCUGGCUGACCCCUGUUGGUUUUCUACUCUUCAGAGCCAGGGCCAUGGACCCUCAGAGAGGGUUGUGUUUUUUGUUUUUUAUCAGCAUCUCAAUUGCGCCUCCAUCAAGCCCCAACCCCAUCCCUGAGUCUCUCCACCCCAGGGACCCACCAGCAGGGAGCAGAUGGCAGCUAAUUUUGGUACCACCUGAGGCAUUCCUCAAGCUGGCCCUCCCCAUUAUGUGCCUCCCCAAGUUCUUUGCUCACCCAAAGGGCUGCAGUCUCUAAGGUUGACACCUCCAGGCCAUUAGCUCACAACUGAAGUCAGCACUUUUUGGAGGCAGGUAGCCCACCAUUUCUAGAUGUUUUCCUCAUUAAAUAAAAAAAAAAUGAUUUCUUCUGAACUACCAGUCUCUCCCUCCCCCACCCCAGGGAAAGUGGGUGAGAUCCCCUCAAGUAUAGAGAUCCCUCUUUAAGCUCUUGUCACUGACUCCCCAGUAAAGCUGUGAAGCCCCUUGCCUCAGAGGGCAAGGACAGUGGGUCUGAAUUCCAGGUGAUCUUCCUUCCACAUGGGGUACUCAGUGAGGCAUUUGGGUCUCUACACCGUCCUCCCCACACCUUUUGCUUGGGUAGGCCUUGAUUUUUAGGCAGUUUGGUCCAAGAUCUUUUUUUUAAUUUAUUUUUCUAUUGGUUUUUCGAGACAGGGUUUACUGUGUAGUCCUGGCUAUGCUGGAACAAACUCUGUAGACCAGGCUGGCCUCAGACUCAGAUCUGCCUGCCUCUGCCUUUUGAGUGCUGGGAUUAAAGGCCUGGGCCACCCACCACCCGGCAAUUCAAGAUCUUUUUGUUUGAGGUUUUUCCUCUUUUGGGGGUUUUUAUUUUGUUUGUUUUCUCUUUCAUUGUGGUUCUGAAAGCUUCUAGUGUGUGGCAUCUGACCGAUUUUGAAUUGGUCCUUUCUAUAAAAUCAAUAUUUAUAAAGCAGGGCCAGACUGGUCUGUGUGAUGUUAAGGGAGGGGAUUUGGUAACAGAGACAUCCAUAGGUCUGUGCUUGGCAGGGUGGGAAGGAGAGGAGUAGGGGUCCCCACCUCAGUCCCUCUGCCUGGGAGUAUUUAACACUCCUGUCACCUCUCACUUAGUAUUUUUAAGCAUCUCGAAAUAGUAGUGGCUUAAACAAGAUCAUUUUUACUUCUCUCAAGAGUCCAGUGUUGGGUAAGUACGUGACCCUCAUCAUUCCAUGGUGCUUCAGCAGUGACCCUCAUCGCUGUGGUCUAUGACUGCAGGAAUUCCUGCUGUCCCUAUUGUGCAGGAAGGGAAGUCCCCUUUGUGGUGGAGCUGCUACACGGGGUGUGAAUACUUCUUAUUCAUCAGAACGCCACAGCUCCUUAUCUUUAUAUACAGAUAUGCCAGGGAUGCAGUUCAAGUUAAAAACAAGGUUUUUCCAUUCUCUAUUUUUUGCAUGUGUGUGAGAUGUGUGGCUAGUUCUUUUGGAACAUUUGUUUAAUGAUGCAAAGAUAUGUUGCAUUCUUUUAUGUUGCAUUUGUUUAACUUUGAAGCUAUAUUGCUAUGCCUGUUUAAAACACCCGAUUGGUCUAAUAAAGAGCUGAAUGGCCAAUAGCAAGGCAAGAGAGGGAUAGGUGGGGCUUCCAGGCAGAGAGAAUAGGAGAAAAAGAAAGAGAAAGGGCAAGGAGCCAGAAAAGAAGAACAGUAUGCCAGGGGCCAGCCACACAACCACGAAGUAAAAAGGAAAGAAAGGUAUAUAGAAUGUAUAUAGAAAGAUAAAAGCCCAGAGGCAAAAUGUAAAAGAGAAGUGGGUUAAUUUAAGAAAAGCUGGCUAGAAAUAAGCCAAGCUAAUGCCAGGCAUUCAUAAGUAAGAAUAAGUCUCUUGUAUUUAUUUAGGAGCUGGGUGGCAGGUCCCCAAAGAGUUCUUUAUUAGACCAAUCAGGUGUUAUAGGCAGGCAGAGUAACACGGCUUCACAGAGUCAAACACAACAUAAAAGAAUGCAACAAAUAUUCCACAGCAUAAACAAGUGUAACACAUCUUAAACUAAUUUUCCACAUCAGGACAGGUGUACACAUGGUACAGCACACAUGUGCAGGUCUCUCCUUCCACUGUAGGUUCCAGGGAUCAAGCUGAGGUCAUCAGGCUCAUACACCAAGUACUUCUACCCACUGAAGCCUUUUCACAGGCCCAUAAAAUUCAUUUCACGUCACCUCAUGUGCAUAAUCUGGUGCUGUGUGUGUGUGUGCUGCUGAGGAUGGAGCCCAGAACCACACAUGCUAGGUAAGUGCUCAACCACUGAGCCACACCCCAUCCCCUCACUGGGGGAUUCUA